Messenger RNA from Hirsutella rhossiliensis, 1155 nucleotides. RefSeq names its product dihydrouridine synthase (Dus) domain-containing protein. The coding region runs from base 1 to 1155 and encodes 384 amino acids. The transcript has 5 exons. Gene Ontology annotation, molecular function: flavin adenine dinucleotide binding; tRNA dihydrouridine synthase activity. The record is from RefSeq and is a predicted model, not a curated record. Gene Ontology annotation, biological process: tRNA processing. Lineage: Eukaryota; Fungi; Ascomycota; Sordariomycetes; Hypocreales; Ophiocordycipitaceae.
AUGGCGGCCUCGGCCGAGCGCGGAGCACCGCCCGCCUCUUCGCACCCGCUCAAGAUCUUCGACGCGGCCAAGCGGCAGGACAGGUUUCUGUAUGCCUGUGCGCCCAUGGUGCGCUACAGCAAGCUUGCGUUUCGGCAGACCGUCCACAAGUUCGGCGUCGACCUGUGCUGGACGCCCAUGAUUCUCGCCAAGGAGUUUAACCGCAACAGCUUCGCCAGAGACAGCGACCUGACCAUCUCCACGCUCGGCCCCCAGCCGCCCACCAUCCUGCAGUUCGGCGCCAACUCCCCCCAGGAACUCGCCCGCGCCUCGUCCCUCGCGGCGCCCCGCGUCGCCGGCGUCGACCUCAACUGCGGCUGUCCCCAGUCGUGGGCCUGCGCAGAGACGCUCGGCGCCGCCCUCAUGGAUCGCCGCGAGCUGGUGCGCGACAUGGUUGUCGAGACGCGCGGCCGCCUCCGCGACGAUGGCUGGGCCGUCGGCAUGGAAGGGCAUGUGGAGAGCCCCCUGGGGAGAAGCGUCAGCGUCAAGAUUCGCGUGCACGAUGACUUGCGGAAAACGAUGGACUUCUUGGACACGGUCAUCGGACACCCGCAGAACCGCCUCGUCGACUGGAUCACCAUCCACCCACGAACAAGACACACCCCCUCCACCGUCCCCAUCCGCGCCGAAGCCCUCGAGAUCCUCACGGCAAAGUACGCCGCCACGCUCCCCAUCCUCCUCUCCGGCGACGUCUUUGCCCUCUCCGCCCUGCCCUUCAAAGCCCCGUCCGACCCCGGCCUCUCCACCACAAUCACACCGCCACCCCUCGAGGACGACAGCCUUCGGCCCAGCAACACCCGUCUGGCGGGCUUCAUGUCUGCGCGCGGUCUGCUCGCCAACCCGGCCUUGUUCGCCGGCUUCCCGGCCUGUCCGUGGGAGGCCCUCGAGACCUUCAUGUGCAACGUCGCCCGCUGCCCGCUCUCCUUCAAGGUCGUCGUCCACCACGUCUCGGAGAUGUGCGGGCCCGGCAUGGGCGCGGAAAAGUCGGCGCUGCUGCCCAAGAAGGAGAGGAUCAAGCUGGCCAGCCUGAGCAAUAUGCUCGAGCUGGUGGACUUUUUAGACGAAAAGAUGGAGCAGCAGACGGGGAGGACGGGUGGCUUGCGGCGGGACUUGUGA